AUGAAGUCAUUAUUCAAUCAUAGACAAUCGUAUUUAAAAUAUGUAGCGCUAUUACUUACAGUGUUGGUUAUCUAUACAUUGAUUUCUGGCUCUGAUCAUUCUGGCUCCAAUAUGGAGAAUCAAGAACCAAGUCUGUCUAAUAAACAGCAAAUUUCCAUUAUACAUCUUGAUUCUUCAAGUAGUGAUAAAGAAAAAGAAAUUAAUGUUCCUCAAGGAAUUCAACAAGAAGCAGAAACAAAGGCAAAUAAAGAGGAAAACUUACUUACUAAUGAAGAUCAAAUUGCAAAAUUAAAAGAGCAACAAGAAAAGGGCAACUUUAUUAUACAAGAUCAAAAGCAACUCGUCUUGAAUGAAAAUAAAGACCAGGUGGCUCAAGAAAAUACUAGAAAUAGAGAGGGUAAUGGUAACGGAGAAGGUGAUGGUAGCAGAGAAGGUAGUAAUAAGAGCAAAGUUAAAGCAACUUUUGUGACACUUGCACGGAACGAGGAAUUGUACAAAUUGAUAGAGUCUAUACGUGAAGUUGAGGAUAGGUUUAACCGAAAAUAUAAUUAUGAUUGGGUAUUUUUCAAUGAUAAAGAGUUUUCUCAGGAAUUCAAAGACUUGACAACAUCAAUAGUUUCGGGAAAGACCAAAUAUGGACUUGUACCAAAGGAACACUGGUCGUACCCUGAUUGGAUAGAUUUGCAAAAAGCGGAAGAUUCAAGAAAGACUAUGAAAUUAAACAAAAUAAUAUAUGGAGACUCUGAAUCUUAUCGACACAUGUGCCGAUUUGAAUCGGGGUUCUUCUGGAGAAAUGAACUAUUAGAUGAAUACGAUUGGUAUUGGCGAGUUGAGCCUGAAAUCAAAAUCUAUUGUGAUUUAGAUUAUGAUUUGUUCAAAUACAUGGAGGAUAACGACAAAGUAUAUGGUUUUACCAUUUCGAUAUAUGAAUUUGAAAAGACAAUUCCCACAUUAUGGCAACACACAAAGGACUUUAUCAAGAAAAACCCGCAAUAUCUUGCUGAGAAUAACUUUAUGGAUUUUAUUAGUGAUGAUGGAGGCGAAACCUACAACCUAUGUCAUUUCUGGUCCAAUUUUGAAAUUGCCAGUUUGAAAUUCUGGCGUAGUGAAGCAUACACAAAGUAUUUUGAAUAUUUGGAUAAAACCGGAGGGUUUUUCUACGAACGUUGGGGGGAUGCGCCAAUCCAUUCGAUUGCAGCAGCUCUUUUCCUACCAAAGGAUAAGAUUCAUUAUUUUGAAGAUGUAGGGUAUAGACAUGGGGUAUACGCCCAAUGUCCGCUCAAUAACGAAUUUAGAUACAAGCACAAGUGUCAUUGUAAUCCAAAUGACGAUUUUACAUUUAGAGGAUAUUCAUGUGGUAAGAAAUAUUUUGAAAAGAUGGGAUUGGUUAAACCUGUUGAAUGGGAGAAAUACCAGUAG
Lodderomyces oxycetoniae is the source of this 1419-nucleotide messenger RNA. It is a transcript of the gene MNT2, whose product is annotated as alpha-1,2-mannosyltransferase KRE2. NCBI's taxonomy places the organism in Eukaryota, Fungi, Ascomycota, Pichiomycetes, Serinales, Debaryomycetaceae. The transcript has a single exon. The coding region runs from base 1 to 1419 and encodes 472 amino acids. Gene Ontology annotation, biological process: protein O-linked glycosylation; protein N-linked glycosylation; cell wall mannoprotein biosynthetic process. Gene Ontology annotation, cellular component: Golgi apparatus; membrane. Gene Ontology annotation, molecular function: alpha-1,2-mannosyltransferase activity. The record is from RefSeq and is a predicted model, not a curated record.